This is a messenger RNA of Vicia villosa (hairy vetch), 978 nucleotides long. RefSeq names its product albumin-2. The record is from RefSeq and is a predicted model, not a curated record. Bases 64 to 759 code for a protein of 231 amino acids. The transcript has a single exon. NCBI's taxonomy places the organism in Eukaryota, Viridiplantae, Streptophyta, Magnoliopsida, Fabales, Fabaceae.
AAAACCUUCCUUGAAUUGAAACACAAAUAUAUCUCCACACCUACUAAACAUACUACACCUAAGAUGGCAAAAACAGGUUACAUAAAUGCUGCUUUCCGUUCUUCAAAGAACAAUGAAGCUUACUUUUUCAUCAAUGAUCAGUACGUGCUGUUAGAUUAUGCUCCAGGAACCACCAACGAUAAACUUUUAUACGGGCCUACUCCUGUUCGCGAAGGUUUCAAAUCACUUAAUCAAACCAUAUUUGGAAGCUACGGUAUCGAUUGCAGCUUCGACACCGAUAACAACGAGGCAUUCAUCUUUUAUGAAAACUUUUGCGCUCUCAUAGACUACGCUCCACAUUCCAACAGAGACAAAAUCAUCUCAGGUCCUAAAAAAAUCGCUGACAUGUUUCCUUUUUUCGAAGGAACCGUGUUUGAAAACGGAAUAGACGCGGCCUACCGAUCAACUAGGGGCAAAGAAGUUUACUUGUUCAAAGGAGAUCAGUAUGCUCGUAUCGACUACGGAACCAACAGUAUGGUUAAUAAAGAUAUUAAGAAAAUUACUGACGGUUUUCCUUGUUUCCGUAACACUAUCUUUGAAAGUGGAAUGGAUGCUGCGUUUGCUUCUCACAAGACUAAUGAAGUUUACUUUUUCAAAGAUGAAUACUAUGCACGUGUUACUGUUACCCCUGGUGCAACUGAUGAUUAUAUUAUGGGUGAUGUGAGGAAAACUGUUGACUAUUGGCCAUCUCUUCGUGGCGUAAUACCUCUUGAGAAUUAACUGAAGGUGGGAUAUGGUUUGAUCAUCAUGCAAGUAUACUACUAUGAUAAUAAGGAAUAAAGAUCAAUGUUGUUGUGUAUUUUUUUUUUCUUUUUUCUUUCUGUAAUAUGUAUGUGUCUCGUUGUUUGCUUAUGUUUCUUGAUGUAAUAAAAGUGUGGCUCUUGGUUGUUUUCCACACUAUGCAGUGUGAUUAUAAUAAAAACAUUUGCUACUUAAAAA